AUGUCGGCCGCUAAAACAAAUGGCGAGGAGAAUACAACGGUAUGCACUUUUUUCUUUGAAUUCACAGAUGUUUGUGUUUAUGAAAAACAUGAAAAACCAAUUUUUCCAUUUUUUUUUUCAAUUUGGUGCUCGCGGGACUCGUCAAUUUAUGCUCAGAAAUGCAAGACAUGAUACAUCGCGUGAGAGUCAAAAAAAAGAUGGAAAAGUUGUGUUAAAAAAGCUUUUUGGACACAUUUCCUGUAAAGAGGAAUUGGUUGCCAGGAAAAAUUAUUUCACUCACUUUUUUGCCCCAUCAAAAAAUGCCAUGAAAUUCCAUUCAAUUUACUUCAUUUUCUCUCUUUUGCACCCACUCGGAUUUAGAGAACCGAAAAAAGGAGGCAAAGAGAUUUCAACGCACGUCAGUCAGUUAGUGAGGGGAGCGCUCUUCUCGGCGUCUCUCUGGAUAGCCGCGAACUAUCCCGGCCCUUCAUUCCUCCCAGGAGAAGAGCACAGAAUAAGAAUAAAAAUGAGAAAAAAGGGGGGAAAAAGACGCGUAGUAGUGUUGUGACGUAGCUGAUCUACACUGCCGGUCAUAAUUAUAGGUUCACUUCAAUUUUUCGAAUAUUUCGAAAACUAGGCGCUGUAUUCAAAAAAGUUCUUAAGGGGAUUUUCGGUCACCCAAGGUACCACAAAUGUACAAACUAAACCAUUCGACUUCAGUGAGAAAUUUUCCAAAAAUCGUGAUUUCUCGAAAAAGUGACUUUAGCGGUUGGUCAUAAUUAUAGGUUCACCACUGAAAUUAGCCAGAGGGUCAACUGAAUAAUUUUUAAUUUUAGCCAUAACGUCUUCUAAGACUGAUUAUGACCGUUUUACAUCGAUUUCCGACAAGCUUCUCGGUUCCCUGAUUUUUUGAACCAACUUUCAUUGAGUUUUGGGUCAAUCAUAACUUUUCGUCUUAAAAUCGAACCUAACUUCGGUUUUUUGGCCGGACGACAACAGGAUCAUUCUGGAAUGAGUAUUUAGUAAGGUUUUGUGAAGUUUCAUUGAGAAUCUACGAGAAUUUGAUAUCUUUUUCUAAUGUUGAAGUGCUUUGGUCGACUAGUCCCAAGUAAGUUUACAUCUGGUUUUUGCUCAAAUUUGGAGCAAUCUCUGAGAGACUUGACGGCAACAUGAAGGACCCAACCAACAAUGCACUUGCCAAGUUUGGUACAAAUCCGAUCAUUCUGACCAAACUUCGGAGACGGUUGUCAGUUUCGAUCCUUCAAAAAAUGCAGAAAAAUUUCAUGCUCUGGAUUUGCUCGGGACUAGGGGGGAAUGAAAGGCCCUAUAAAGGGUAAAAAACGCGAAAAAGGUUUCAUCUCUGUUUUGGUGUUUAGCCGAGAUAUGAUCAAAAGUAUGAAAAAACGGUACAUCUUUUUCGAAAAGUCGCAUCUCCGUCAAUUUUUGAGUAAAACAUUCGGUAAAAAAAGGAAAAUGUAGCUAAUGAGAUGGUCUUUAAGCAUGCAAUUGAUUAUCUUUGACGAAACAAAUUCUUAAAAGAGAUAUUCAACAAAAUAUGAAAACGUUUGUACUUAUGUACACUAUUUUGCGAAUACAGUUUGACGGGACUAUCACCAUUAGAUUCAGCGUCCAAAAUAAGUGCCGUAUGCAAAAAUUUUGCCUUGGGAAAUCGCUUUGACGAAAAAAAAGUUAUCGACAAUAUGCUUUGCCCCUGUUUUCUUGUGGUUCUGUCUGUUUGCUAGCCUGUAUCUCCUCAACCGGUAGAGAUACCAAAACGUUGUCAACUGUAAAGUUAAAGGUACAUGUCCAAGCUAUAAAACUUUAGUUGAACGCUUUUUUUUAUCUCUACUCGUUCACAAGUUAUGGCCGUUUCCGAGUGAUCACUCAAAAACUGAUAUUAUCGCAUUUAAGGAGUGGUCCUACAAUUUCGGUCUCAACAUAAAAAAUGCUCAAUAAGAGGCUAGACAUCAAAUGUCGUUCAGCCUGUGUUGAUCCGAUCUCUUUCGAAGUGUGACUCUCCUACCGUCAAGUAGAGAAGGGUGUUCGAAACAAGCAUGAGUCAUAAAAUAUUUCGAAAGAGAUCGGAUCAACACAGGCUGAACGACAUUUGAUGUCUAGCCUCUUAUUGAGCACUUUUUAUGUUGAGACCGAAAUUGUAGGACCACUCCUUAAAUGCGAUAAUAUCAGUUUUAGAGUGAUCACUCGGAAACGGCCAUAACUUGUGAACGAGUAAAGAUAUCAAAAAGCGUUCAACUAAAGUUUUAUAGCUUGGACAUGUACCUUUAACUUUACAGUUGACAACGUUUUGGUAUCUCUACCGGUUGAGGAGAUACAGGCUAGCAAACAGACAGAACCACAAGAAAACAGGGGCAAAGCAUAUUGUCGAUAACUUUUUUUUCGUCAAAGCGAUUUCCCAAGGCAAAAUUUUUGCUUACGGCCCUUAUUUUGGACGCUGAAUCUAAUGGUGAUAGUCCCGUCAAACUGUAUUCGCAAAAUAGUGUACAUAAGUACAAACGUUUUCAUAUUUUGUUGAAUAUCUCUUUUAAGAAUUUGUUUCGUCAAUGAUAGUCAAUUGCAUGUUUAAAGAUCAUCUCAUUAGCUACAUUUUCCUUUUUUUACCGAGUGUUUUACUCAAAAACUGACGGAGAUGCGACUUUUCGAAAAAGAUGUACCGUUUUUUCAUACUUUUGAUCAUAUCUCGGCUAAACACCAAAACAGAGAUGAAACCUUUUACGCGUUUUUUACCCUUCAUGGGAGCUUUCAUUCCCCCCUAGUCCCGAGCAAAUCCAGAGCAUGAAAUUUUUCUGCAUUUUUUGAAGGAUCGAAACUGACAACCGUCUCCGAAGUUUGGUCAGAAUGAUCGGAUUCGUACCAAACUUGGCAAGUGCAUUGUUGGUUGGGUCCUUCAUGUUGCCGUCAAGUCUCUCAGAGAUUGCUCCAAAUUUGAGCAAAAACCAGAUGUAAACUUACUUGGGAUUAGUCGACCAAAGCACUUCAACAUUAGAAAAAGAUAUCAAAUUCUCGUAGAUUCUCAAUGAAACUUCACAAAACCUCACAAAAUACUCAUUCCAGAAUGAUCCUGUUGUCGUCCGGCCAAAAAACCAAAGUUAGGUUCGAUUUUAAGACGAAAAGUUAUGAUUGACCCAAAACCCAAUGAAAGUUGGUUAAAAAAAUCAGGGAACCGAGAAGCUUGUCGGAAAUCGAUGUAAAACGGUCAUAAUCAGUCUUAGAAGACGUUAUGGCUAAAAUUAAAAAUUAUUCAGUUGACCCUCUGGCUAAUUUCAGUGGUGAACCUAUAAUUAUGACCAACCGCUAAAGUCACUUUUUCGAGAAAUCACGAUUUUUGGAAAAUUUCUCACUGAAGUCGAAUGGUUUAGUUUGUACAUUUGUGGUACCUUGGGUGACCGAAAAUCCCCUUAAGAACUUUUUUGAAUACAGCGCCUAGUUUUCGAAAUAUUCGAAAAAUUGAAGUGAACCUAUAAUUAUGACCGGCAGUGUAGUAGAGACUGAAUAAGAGCCGAAGGAAGUGAGCUCUUGUCAAAUUAUUGCGAAACUCAUGCUUUUCAGCUCAUGGACGGAGAAAGAGAAAAGGCCGAAGUGGAAACGUUUGCUCAAUUCCUUUUCAAUCGGAAAAAUGGAACCGUUCUUGGAAGAACUGGAAAGUCGUGGUGUAAGUUUGGGGUUGAACUCCUCUUUAAGUCAAUACCAGCGGAAUGCGCAAUUUACUUUCUGUAACUACAACAAAUUUGGUUUACGCCAUAUUAGUUGCAACCUAAGCUGUCUAAUGGAGUACUUUUGAACAAAUUUAGGAAAAUCUCGGCUCAGGAUAAAGUGAAUACUUUCUUAGAUGGUCUUAAGUACACCUCUGACUGCAAUUUCUCAUUUUCCAGUCCAAAUCACGGUGUUCUACAUCAUCUUCUACAUCAUCCUGUCGGCAUUCUUCGUCGGAUGUCUGGCCAUCUUCCUGAAGACUCUCGACCCGAAAGUGCCACGCUUCUACGGAAAAGGAACCAUCAUCGGAGCGAACCCGGGUGAGUGCAGAGUUCAGAAAGACAAAAAGAGGGGAAGGAAGAAAGAGUCACUCGUUUUUUUUUCGCCUGUAACUCUUCACUUUUUGUUGCGCCACUGAUACGUUUGUGUGUUGGGUAGAUGGAAAAGAUCCCUUUCAAGAGGUUUGCACUCCAACUGGCUUGCAGCAAAGAACACGGAAAACAGAGUGUGGUUUCCUCCGAUUAGUCAGUUCUUGUGUAGUGCAGCAAAAAGUGCCGUGCCAAGUCACACAAUUUGCAUAGCCAAUUUGAUUGUGCACUAUGUUAUAAACUUUCAACGAGCAAACAGCACACACUCUUGCGAAAACCGCAAAACUUUGACGUAGUUUACGAAAUUAUCACCGGAAUGUCUAUCAGCUUACCUCUAUGAAAGAAAGUGUCGUGUUGCAACACCUCGAAACAUUGAAUCAGAAUCGAUAAUAAUAAGACAAUGCUGUGUACUUUAAGGGACUGAAUUGCGUCUGUUUCAGGAGUCGGAUACCAGCCGUGGCUCAAGGAGAAUCCGGAUUCGACCAUCAUCAAGUUCAACCUGCAAGAUCCAAAGUCCUGGGCCCCGUACGUCUCGCAACUUGACGACUACCUCUCCAAGUACAACAACACUGAGGACACGAGAGCUUGCGGACCGAGCGACAACAACGGAGCCCUCGAGACUGACCCGGAUGCCGCUCCGUGCCGUUUCGACCUCGGAAUUUUCGAUAAAGCCAACUGUGGACCAAAAGACCAGUACGGAUUCAAGUCUGGAAAGGUAUUUGAGUGCUUACAGUCCACCUGACAACAGGAAACUUGCAGCCAUGCGUCAUUGUCUCGCUGAACAGACUCAUCGGAUGGCGCCCGGUGGAUUAUGAGGCCGGAAGUGUCCCAGAAGAAGUCAAGGGCAGAUACAAGAAGGGAUCCAUUGCCGUCAACUGUGAAGGAGCUGUAAGAACAAAGCAGCAGGGGAUUUGAAAUGACAAUUUUAUCGGAUUUCAGAACUCUUUCGACAAGGAACACCUCGGAAAGCUCAAGUACCUCCCAGAGUCCGGAAUCGACGGACGUUACUACCCAUACGUGUUCACUCCAUCCUACCAGCAGCCAAUUGUUAGUAAAUCUGAAGAUGUCAAUAACUUUUAUUACCAAAUCUUCUAGGCCAUGGUCAAGUUCGAAACGAUCCCUCGCAACAAGCUCGUCAUCGUCGAAUGCCGCGCUUACGCCCUCAACAUCGAGCACGACAUCACCACCCGUCUCGGAAUGGUCUACUUUGAAAUGCUCGUCGAGGACAAGGUCCCAGCCGCCGCCCCAGCUGCCUAA
Messenger RNA from Caenorhabditis sp. 36 PRJEB53466, 5315 nucleotides. NCBI's taxonomy places the organism in Eukaryota, Metazoa, Nematoda, Chromadorea, Rhabditida, Rhabditidae. The record is from the annotation of a GenBank genome assembly.